CUUCGAGAGGCCCAUCUGACAACUCACCAACUUACGGGCCGGAAUUUUACCUCAAAAGUGCGUUAAUUGACUGGAAUAUAUCAUUCAAGAUCAAAGAUUCAUAUUCGUAGGAACAAGAAUAUAGGGCUUUCGCAGUCAUGGCAAGUCCUCGUACUAGAAGAGUGCUGAAAGAACUCAAAACAAUUGACAAUAACUUUUGCUUUGAAUGUGGGACUAAUAAUCCCCAGUGGGUUAGUGUAACGUAUGGUAUAUGGAUAUGUCUGGAAUGCUCGGGAAAACACAGAGGCUUGGGAGUCCACCUCAGUUUUGUUCGCUCAGUUACUAUGGACAAAUGGAAAGAUAUUGAGCUUGAAAAAAUGAAAGUUGGAGGAAAUCGAAAGGCAAAAGAAUUUUUCAAGUCCCAGCCAGAUUACAAAGAAAACUGGAGCUUACAAGAAAAAUAUAACAGCAAAUGUGCAGCACUGUAUAGAGAUAAGAUCCUGACUGAGGCCUCAGGCAAGCCAUGGUCUGAAGCAACUUCCUCGGCCAAGAAUUACGUUCCCUCCAUGCCCCGUAACUUCAGCACUGGCAGCCUGCCUGCUGGUUCAGGAGGGAGCCGCAGUGGGUCCUCCUCCAACUUGCCCAGGACAGGGAGUUACAAUCUCAGCAGUAAUCAGGGGUACCAGUCUCAGCAGGAUGAUAUGGAAGCGUGGUUGAACAGUGAAUCAGUGGUCAAACAGAAGGAAGAUUUUUUCAGCAGGAAGUUAGAUGAAAAUGCCAGCAGGCCAGAUAAUCUCCCACCAAGUCAAGGUGGCAGGUAUGUAGGAUUUGGCUCGACUCCCAACCCGCCCAAAAGAGAUGAGGACUUCAUGGCAUCUUUGUCAUCGGGUUGGGCAUCUUUCACUCUUGGUGCAUCCAAGUUUGCUGCCUCUGCGUCAGAAAAGGCGAGUCAACUGGCAAGCACAGCAGGACAGAAGACUAAAGAAUUGGGUUCAUCACUGAAUGAAACUAUUGUAAAACCUACCAGGAACAAGGUGUCUGAUGGUCAUUUGUUGGACAAUGUAUCUUCAUCUGUAGGCAACUUUGCCACAAAGGUAAAGGAUGGUUCCAUUCUAAAUGAAAUGUCCACAGGAAUGAGCAGCUUGGCAUCAAAGAUCUCCAGUGCCAGCACCAAAGGCUGGAAGGACAUUAAUCAGAUGUUCAGCAAUGAUAGGCGAGCUAUCACAGCCAAUGAUGGCGGCCCAGGGGAAGGGUCUUCACUGCUGGGAGGAGGCGGCUAUGGUUCCACCACAGGAAGUAUGAGUGGUGGGAACAAUGCCCCUCUGUUAACUGGGGAUGACUGGUCAGGAUGGGAGGAUGAGUGGGGAGAGGGAGGUGCCAAUCACAGCCAGGAUGACCAGAGACUGACCUCCAGUCAAGAUGACGGCUGGGGAUCCUGGAAUGACGAGGACAGUAAGAACACUGCCUCUAGGGAGGACGGCUGGCAAACGGAAGACUGGGGGGCACCCAUUGACACAAAACCCAAGUCGUCUCCAAGUAAGACGAAAGGCAAGGCUAAAAACAAGGAGUCCAAGAGUAAAAAGACAAGAGAACCUGCAACUGCUAAUUUGAUUGACUUUGGAGAUGCCACAGCCACUAAUGGCAGCAGUGAUGCUAACCCUAAUAUGGGGUGGGAUAAUGAAGUGUGGGCUAAUGAUGAUGACGCUUGGGAAGCACUGGAAGUGGACACAAGUAGUAAAAGCAAGCUGAAAAAGGGAGAUUGAUGAUAAAAAAAAACACUGGUGCAUUCAUCUAGCAUGUAAUUUAUGAUUAGACUUAAGGAACUUGUAAUUAUUAUGUAAGUUCCAGGCCAAAAAAGGGCUGUAACUAGCUAAUGAACUGGUUAAACAUGUGCCUGGAAAAUUGAAAAAAAAAAAUGGCUGCUUCAUUGUGUAACCUCAUGCUUUUGCAGAAGAAAACUAUAUGUAUAGAUCAAUUUUUCACAGAUAAAAUGCAUGCAAUUGCCAUAUUUAGGUAUUACAAUUCCCAAUCAAAAUAUUUUAACUAUCUUGAACUUAAGCUUGUAAUAUUUUAACUAUCUUGAACUUAAGCUUGUAAGCUCCCAGUUUAAUUUACAACAUUGCAUAAAAGCUGGUUUGAUUCCAGUGUGGUUCAUGUUGAUCCUCAAAAUUCUCCUUUUACAACCCACGCAAAUAAGAGAGUAUUUAAAAUUAGCAGAAUUUACAGAUAGCCCCAUUAAAUAUGUUUUAACAAGUUCCAUGAGCAACUGCAUGUGGCUUGUGGUUACCCUAAUUUUAUAUAUUACUGUACUUUUCAUCAUUAUUCUUAUUAAUAAGCCAAACAAAAAAAAAAAAAAAUCAAAAUUAGAAUGUAAUGGGCAUUUUUGGCUUUAUUUUCACUUGUGAAGAAAAUGCUGAUUAAAUAUAUCCUGCAUUUAGUCAUGGGCUCAAAAUACAAAUUGAAGGGCUGUUCCGUGUAAUAGUCUAGGUAUAGUUAUCUUAUUAGUCAACAUGUACUGGCACACUAGUGUUGUAAUAUUGUCACAGUAAAUACAGUAUUAACUAAUUGAAAAAAAUUUAGUCUUGGGUAAAAAUCAGUGAAGUACAUGUAUAUUAUUUGAUGUUCUCAAACUUAUAUGAUUGUAUAUGUUAUGAUAUAACUGAAGGGUCUCAAGUUUACUUAUAAUAUACAAGUCCAUCUUUUCAAGCCCAUGUCAUUCCAAAUGAAAUAUGUACAGAGUAUAUCUAAGAACUAUUUUGGUGACAAUUUUUAAAGUAUAUAAUAAAGUUACGACAUAUAAGACUGUAAAUAUUACAAUUUCAGGUGCAAGGUUUGGCUUCAUAAAACUGGGAAAAGUGUUACAUGAUAGCACUUAUAUUGGUAAAAAUAAAAAUUGACCAAUAUAUUUGAAACAGGG
Molecule: messenger RNA, 2896 nt
Organism: Lingula anatina
Lineage: Eukaryota; Metazoa; Brachiopoda; Lingulata; Lingulida; Lingulidae
Product: ADP-ribosylation factor GTPase-activating protein 1
Biological process (GO): regulation of ARF protein signal transduction; regulation of endocytosis
Cellular component (GO): Golgi membrane
Molecular function (GO): GTPase activator activity
Source: RefSeq, a predicted model, not a curated record